Messenger RNA from Saccharomyces eubayanus, 1542 nucleotides. It is a transcript of the gene NOP12, whose product is annotated as rRNA-processing protein NOP12. Lineage: Eukaryota; Fungi; Ascomycota; Saccharomycetes; Saccharomycetales; Saccharomycetaceae. The record is from RefSeq and is a predicted model, not a curated record. The coding region runs from base 1 to 1542 and encodes 513 amino acids. Gene Ontology annotation, molecular function: RNA binding. The transcript has a single exon.
AUGCUCAUCGCAAUUUUUUCACUUUCUUCCUUUAGUCUUAAACUGUUAUAUGUAGCUUUCAGUAAUUCAAGACAUUUCGUUGAUAAAACGGUUAAAUAUUAUCCUACAGACUACCAUUACACUAAGAUUGAACGUGAAAAUAUGUCGUCUGCAAUUGAUAAUCUUUUCGGUAAAGUUGACGAGAAAAAAGUAGAAUCCGCCGUGGAUAAACUAUUCAGUUCAUCUUGUGGUCCUAUCAAUAAAAUACAGGUCAAGAGUAAAACCCGUACUGUUCUUCCUGAUUCCAAGAAGAGAGAAAGAUCCACCGAAACCAGCCAGGAGAAGGUAGAAAACAAGGACGCAGAAGUUGUCGAGGAACAAACUGAAGAUGCCACCCUUCCAAAGCCAAAAAAGGUCAAAAAAACUAAAAACAGUGACGAAGACGAAGGUUUAGAGGCCCGUUACUAUGCCAAAUUACUAAACGAAGAAUCCAAGGAUGAUAAAGCUAAAACAGUCAGCGGCGAUAAAGCAGCAUCAACAACAAAAUCCAAUGACCUAACCACACCAAAUGCAUCAGCAGCCAAGAAGGUAGAUUUCAAAGAAGAUGAAUUGGAAAAAGCAGAAAGAACUGUUUUUAUUGGUAAUAUACUAAGUACUGUUAUUACAUCCAAAAAAGUCUAUAAAGAAUUUAAGAAACUUUUCGGUACAAGUCCAGCUGUCGAAACUGAAGAAUCCGAUAACGAUGACGAAAAAGAAGAUGCCAAGAAGGAAAGCUCUAACCCAUUUGCCAUUGAAAGUAUAAGAUUUAGAUCCAUUUCCUUUGAUGAAGCUCUUCCCAGAAAGGUUGCGUUUGUCCAACAAAAAUUCCACAAGUCAAGAGACACCGUAAACGCUUACAUCGUAUAUAAGAACAAGUCAGCUGUAAGACAAAUUUGCUCGAACUUAAACGGUACCCUUUUACAAGAUCAUCAUUUAAGAGUCGACGCUGUUGCACAUCCAGCUCCUCAUGACAACAAGCGCUCUAUCUUUGUAGGUAAUUUGGAUUUUGAAGAAAUUGAAGAAAGUCUUUGGAAACACUUCGAAUCAUGUGGUGAUAUUGAAUACGUCCGUAUCAUCAGAGAUUCAAAGACAAAUGUGGGUAAAGGGUUUGCUUAUGUACAGUUUAAGGACUUGCAAAGUGUUAACAAAGCUCUUUUGUUGAACGAAAAACCUAUGAAGUCUCAAAAGCAAGAAGACGAAGAUUCAAAAAAACCAGCCAAGAAGGCAAGAAAGUUGCGUGUUUCCAGAUGUAAAAACAUGAAAAGAGGUACCACUGUUGGAGCUGGCUUAGAUAAAAAUGGUUUAACUGAUUCACAAAGAACCAAAGCUGGUAGAGCCAAGAAGGUUUUAGGUAAGGCCGACAGGGCAACUUUGGGCCAGGAAAUUACCAUCGAAGGUCAAAGAGCCAAAAAGGGCGAAGGCUCCACCCACUUAAAGAAGAGGAAACAAAGAUCUCCUACAGGUAGAGUGACGCAGAGAUCGAUAGCAUUCAAGAAAGCCCAAGCUGAAAAAACAAAGAAAUAG